UACACACUAUACGGCUUAAAUUUGUAUCGCGAGGUUUCCUUGAGACAGCUGAACACAUUAGAAGCAAAAGAAGAAUGUCAUUUUAACAAAUGAAACAGAACUGAGGGGGGAAAAUCUUCAAAGGCAUGCGACAGUGUGCAUCCGCCAGUAAUCCAGUUUCCCUGUCUCCAUGACAACGCCUCCUCUUGCCGCCGGCGGCAUGACAUCUCAGUUCCCCGGGCAACAGGCGCAGGCUGCCCGAGAUGUUAACACAGCCUCCCUCUGUCGCAUCGGUCAGGAGACGGUGCAGGACAUCGUUUUAAGGACCAUGGAGAUUUUUCAGCUGCUGAGAAACAUGCAGCUGCCGAAUGGGGUGACAUACCACCCCACCACGCACCAGGACCGACUGGGCAAGCUGCAGGAGCACCUGCGCAUGCUCUCCGUACUCUUCCGCAAGCUGCGGCUGGUCUACGACAAGUGCAUCGAGAACUGUGCUGGCCUGGAACCUGUACCCCCAGAGCAGCUCAUUCCGUACGUGGAGGAUGACAGCUCCAAGCUUGAUGAGCGAUCAGCCAAUCAGACGCGUGCGGCCAGCGAGGAGAGGAGGGAGGUCCUGGAGGUCAACAAGAAGCUCCGACAGAAGAAUCAGCAGCUCAAGCAGAUAAUGGACCAACUCAGGAACCUCAUCUGGGAGAUCAACUCGAUGCUUGCUGUGAGAAGCUAAAAUCUCAUCUCUCUCUCUCUCUCUCUCUCUCUCUCUCUCUCUCUCUCUCUCUCUCUCUCUCUCUCUCUCUCUCUCUCUCUCUCUCUCUCUCUCUCUCACACUCUCUCUUUCUUCCUCAUUUCCUUUCUCUUUUACUCUGAAGAUAGCUGCUGUAUUUUUCAAAGGGGAAAAAAGGUUCAUCUAAUUGAGCUAAAACUACCUUGUUCUAACCAUGCAAAGAAACGAACUCACGGUAGAGAUUAGACUUCUACCAUGUGGAAGAGAGAGGAUAAUAAUGGAAAAUGGGGGAAGAAGUAGAGAUUGUAAAGAAGAUAAGGAUAACUAGAGCUUACACAGACCAGAAUAGUUAAAUGAGGGUGACACCUGGGGUUGAAGUUGGUAUGAUACGAAAGCAACCUGUAUUUAUUUAUCCCUGGAAACUGAGUGAUUUAUGUAGUGGUAUAUUUAAAAAAAAACAAUUAUUUAAUGUAGAGGUAUUUCAUAUCUUUAAAAUAAUGAGUUAAAAUAGAUUGUGAAUUAUGCAUCUGUUACAUUUUAAAUAUCACCAACACAAUGGAGUUGUAGCUAAGAAGUAACAAGAUUUUUUAUCACAGAGAAGGAUGGUGUGUGUUAUUUGUUGUGUGUGCCUGUUUAUUGCCACAAGUCAGUAGCAGGCCAUCAAGUGGAUUUACUGUUUUCUAUUUUCUAGCUGUCUAAACCUCUUAAAUGUCUUAAAUCCUGCUAUGAUUUUAAUGCAAUGCUUCUCUCUAUUAUUUAUAUCUGUUUGGGAACCUCAUAAUACAAUAGCUUUUCUAAAGGGGAAACUCAGCUUUGGCUGGCAGCUUUGGAUAGCUCUUACAACAGGGGAAACUGUCUGUAAUAGUCCUCAACAUCCCACAAAGGCCCUCACGCCAUAUUUCAGUCUAGGGGAACAGAUAUGUCUUUGAUAUGAAUGAAGGGGCAGAUUUGAACAAGCGUGGCUUGUGUUCUGUCCAUGCUCCUCAUUAAGCAAAUCGGCGUGGCUAAAAAGACUACCCUCUCGAUGCCUUUGUGGUAUUAUGCAAACUGUUGGUGAAAUAAAUACAGACUGUAAAAUGA
This is a messenger RNA of Alosa sapidissima (American shad), 1780 nucleotides long. RefSeq names its product mediator complex subunit 30 (gene med30). The transcript has 5 exons. NCBI's taxonomy places the organism in Eukaryota, Metazoa, Chordata, Actinopteri, Clupeiformes, Clupeidae. The coding region runs from base 170 to 703 and encodes 177 amino acids. Gene Ontology annotation, molecular function: transcription coregulator activity. Gene Ontology annotation, cellular component: mediator complex. The record is from RefSeq and is a predicted model, not a curated record. Gene Ontology annotation, biological process: positive regulation of DNA-templated transcription.